Molecule: messenger RNA, 387 nt
Organism: Colletotrichum costaricense
Lineage: Eukaryota; Fungi; Ascomycota; Sordariomycetes; Glomerellales; Glomerellaceae
Exons: 2
Coding region: 1-387 (128 amino acids)
Source: RefSeq, a predicted model, not a curated record
AUGGGAUCAUGGGAGCCAGCCUGGCCGAGAUCAUCUCGCGCCGGAGAGCAGUUGGGCAAGGAGGACAGCGUUGCAGCACGGCAGGUAGCGGACACAGUAUCGCGAAUCCAUCCCAUCUCCUCAUGGACUGUGGAACGGAGGGCCGCUCCUCGACGCCCACGUGAGACUCUCAACAAGAUUCCCGCCGCGGCCGCCUGGUUCAUGCUCGAUGGCGGCGGGCGGAUUUGCGCCAACAAACCACAUGCCAGCCGUCCUAUUGCUCGUCCAUUCGUCAACGAGUCGUACGUCAUCUUGUUCCGCACCCCGAAGCCGACACCACCGAACGACGGGCCUACCAAGCUGCCUCCUGGCUCCUGCAAGGGCCGUACUCUCAUGGACACGGCUUGA